ACUUUUGGCGAAGGAGGAUUCAAUCACAAAAGUCAAGGACAUGGCUCUGUUCAACAAGAUCCUUAACAUCUUUCUUCCUAUGAUCACGGUUUCAUUUCUUUUAGUGUUUAUGCCAGUUUCAAUAUUCUUCAAGCUCCUCAGCUUCAUAAGAAGAUACAAAGAGUCCGAGAAAGUCAAUGGAAAAGUCGUCAUCAUUACCGGAUCUUCCUCAGGAAUUGGUGAGCACCUCGCGUAUGAGUACGCGCGUAGAGGAGCAUACUUGACAUUGGUAGCUCGGAGAGAGGACCGUCUGCGGGUGGUGGCUGACAGGUGCCGCAGGCUUGGUUCACCGGACGUUGCCGUGGUUCGUGGUGAUGUCUCAGUCAUUGAAGACUGUAAACAUUUCGUUCAAGAAACCAUCGCUCGGUUUGGAAGACUGGAUCACCUGGUGAACAAUGCGGGAAUUAUGGAGGCCAAAAUGUUCGAGGACUAUUCAGAAAUUUCGGAUGUUCUUCCCAUUGUGAAUACUAACUUUUGGGGACCGGUCUAUGCGACGCAUUUUGCUAUACCGCAUCUCAAGAAAACCAAAGGAAAGAUCAUAGCGGUUGCAUCGCCUGCUGGAUGGGGUGGAGUGCCAAGGAUGAGCAUAUAUGCUGCAAGCAAAGCAGCUAUGAUAAACUUUUACGAGACUCUUAGGAUUGAGCUUCAUCCACAAAUUGGUGUGACGAUCGUGUUUCCGGGUCUAAUCGAUAACGGAAAUGCCAACCCGGACCUUUUGACUGAGAAACAAGACUGGUCGCAAGUUGUGGCCAUCGAGUCAGCAGCGGAAUGCGCCAAAGCCGUUAUUAAUGGAAUCUGCCGAGGGAAAACCUUUGUAGCAGAGCCGUCGUGGGUUCGUGUCCUAUUCUGGCUUAGUGCUAUCUGCCCUGAGCUUUUGAUCUCUAAGCCUAAAAGGAAUUGACCAGUUGUAUUGUUUUCAUGUGAUUGCAGAACAAUAAAAUAAAACUCAAGACAUUUGGUUCGGACAAUACAUAUCUAGAAGAGAAUUGACUUGUUCUACAAGCAUGUUUUGUAUUAGGCAACUUACUUAUUCUUGAAGACACAGAUAAGUGUUAAUAUACAUAGUCAAAAGUACUACCAUUCACAAAAACAAACCUACAUGUUUGAUUAUUAUUACUGAUUGCACAUAUUCUAAGAUACGUACUUCUCAUCUAUUUAUUAUGUAAUCAACCUCACUCUACUCCGACUUGAUUUCCGGCGGCCUCCUUAUAGAUUCCGGGUACAGAGCACUACGCACACCAGGAAUGUCCAUGAUCCUCUUGUUGAGAGCAUUUUCCUCGGACAUACUACUUCCAGUCAUAUACAAUAACCGACAAC
Messenger RNA from Camelina sativa (false flax), 1356 nucleotides. Its product is annotated as 11-beta-hydroxysteroid dehydrogenase-like 4A. Gene Ontology annotation, molecular function: oxidoreductase activity. NCBI's taxonomy places the organism in Eukaryota, Viridiplantae, Streptophyta, Magnoliopsida, Brassicales, Brassicaceae. The record is from RefSeq and is a predicted model, not a curated record. Gene Ontology annotation, cellular component: cytosol.